CAGGCACUGGUGCCGGCGGCCGGUUUUCUCUGGCCCGGCCCACUUGGGGCUUCCCAGUAGUACGGUGCAGUGGUCCCUUCCGUCGCCCACGCAGCACUUUAUUCAUUCAAUCCUGACGUCCGGAGUCGCCACCAGCCUCUGUGGGAGAAUUCGCGUUCCAGCGGUGGGGGUGGGGGCGUCCAGGACGCGCCGACCCAGGGCGGGGGCGGCUUUGUUGGCUGCCGGUGUCUGGCUGGGUACGUGCCAUGGCACAGCCGCAGUGCUGUUGAACUGGGAAGAGCAGCUUUUAUUUGCUUUUCCGGUUUGAUUCUGGGGGUGAUGUUUUGGGGUCUCUUAGGGACUUUUGGGUCACCGAGGACACGCAUGAGGACCAUGAUACCUCCACUGAGAACGCAGAUGAGUCCAACCACGACCCCCAGUUUGAGCCAAUAGUUUCUCUUCCUGAGCAAGAAAUUAAAACGCUGGAGGAAGAUGAAGAGGAGCUUUUUAAAAUGCGGGCAAAGCUGUUCCGAUUUGCGUCAGAGAAUGAUCUUCCAGAAUGGAAGGAACGAGGCACUGGCGAUGUCAAGCUCCUGAAGCACAAGGAAAAAGGGACCAUCCGCCUCCUCAUGAGAAGGGACAAGACUCUGAAGAUCUGCGCCAACCACUACAUCACACCGAUGAUGGAGCUGAAGCCCAAUGCAGGAAGCGACCGCGCCUGGGUCUGGAACACCCACGCUGACUUUGCUGAUGAGUGCCCCAAGCCGGAGCUGCUGGCCAUCCGCUUCCUAAAUGCUGAGAAUGCACAGAAAUUCAAAACAAAGUUUGAAGAAUGCAGGAAAGAGAUUGAAGAGAGAGAAAAGAAAGGAUUGGGCAAAAACGAUAAUGCCGAAAAAGUGGCUGAACAGCUAGAAGCUCUUUCGGUGAAGGAGGAGACCAAGGAGGAAGCUGAGGAGAAGCAAUAAAUCGUCUUAUUUUAUUUCCUUUUCCUUUCUUUUUUCUUCUUUUUUAAAAUUUUGCCCUGCCCCUCCUUUUCGGUUUUAUUCUGUUUUGUUUUUACAAGGGACUUUAUAUAAAGAACUGAAUUCCAACAUUCAUGUUGGUUUUUUUUUUUCUAAGUUUUUGCCCUAUUGAAGACGACUUCAGAAAAUCCAUUCCCCAGUCAUGAAAAUGUACUGUGCUAACUUUCUUUUCCAUAGUGGAAACACUUAUUUAUAGUCAUCAAAAAUAGUGAAUAAAAACCGCAUUUGGAACCCGGA
This is a messenger RNA of Propithecus coquereli (Coquerel's sifaka), 1238 nucleotides long. RefSeq names its product RAN binding protein 1 (gene RANBP1). Gene Ontology annotation, molecular function: GTPase activator activity. The record is from RefSeq and is a predicted model, not a curated record. The transcript is spliced from 7 exons. Gene Ontology annotation, biological process: positive regulation of mitotic centrosome separation; nucleocytoplasmic transport. Gene Ontology annotation, cellular component: centrosome; cytoplasm; nuclear pore. Bases 492 to 944 code for a protein of 150 amino acids. NCBI's taxonomy places the organism in Eukaryota, Metazoa, Chordata, Mammalia, Primates, Indriidae.